Messenger RNA from Dendrobium catenatum, 6345 nucleotides. RefSeq names its product probable D-2-hydroxyglutarate dehydrogenase, mitochondrial. Gene Ontology annotation, molecular function: catalytic activity; FAD binding. Lineage: Eukaryota; Viridiplantae; Streptophyta; Magnoliopsida; Asparagales; Orchidaceae. Gene Ontology annotation, cellular component: mitochondrion. The coding region runs from base 4396 to 5838 and encodes 480 amino acids. The record is from RefSeq and is a predicted model, not a curated record. The transcript is spliced from 14 exons.
UCCUUUUGAGAUCUAUGGAGAUGUAUAUGAUAAUGAAUAUUUUUUGGAUGAGCAAGAUAAAACAAUCUCCAUUUUUAAUCUUGAGAUAGUUGAUGACUAUUAUAUUUAGGUUCUCCAUAGUUUUUUCCUUCAACAAGCUUUCUAAUGGUUGGGAUACAAAUUAGAUGGGUUCAAGAGGCAUUGUCAAGGUUGAAGUCCAUGAAGAAUAAAUGCUAAAAUUUAUUCCAUAGUUGGAAGAUAAGAUCAUACAAGAUGAAGUUGAACGACUACAAAAAAAGAUCCAUUAAUUGAAGAAAAAGUGUCCACGUCUAAGAUCUGCAUCCUAUGGCUCCAUUAUAUCAUGUGAUCGUAGAAUUCAUGCUGCCUUGAUUAUCUAUGCCCUAGCUUUCUACGUUUAGGUUCAUGGUUCAACCGAUGCAACAACUUGGCAAUCACUUCCUCUUACUAUUGGUUAAGGGAUACUCAUGAUUGCUGCUACUUGAUGCUAGCAUUUUCAAAAUGCUGAGCAAAAGGCAAUGUAAAUGUAAUGAACUAGGCGCAAAAUAAAGCAAUAUUUUUUACUAACUAGUGGACUCAUGAUGUGUUUGUGUGUGCGCACACACAUACAAUAAUAAUUUAUUUGACCAAACCUAAAUCAUGUACGGUGCUAAUUUUUAAAACAUGUAGUGAUACAUUUAAUAACCAUAAUUUUAAGUUAUCUAAAAAUCUAAAAAAUGAAUCAAUGAUAUAAAGAAUGAAGUGAUAAAAUAAUAAUUAAAAAUUAAGAAUACUUGUGAUUCAUAGAUCAACUAGUGAUUGAGGCGAGGCAAUAUUGAGCUAGAGAGUGCGUGGAUGAGGCAUGGAGAAGUGCGUGGAUGAGGCGUCGAGAAGCAUGUAAAGAUUGCAAGGAGAAGUACUGCUGCGAAAAAAAAAAAACUUAUGAAUGAGAAGUUACUAGUGUCAACAAUAAGAUCUAGUGAGAAACAUAUAAGAAAUCCAAUGACAAGAAAGUGUGAAUAGGAUAAUCACCACUAAGUACCUAUGGAGGGAGAAAAUGAAUAACCAACAAGCAACAACCUAAUGACUACGAGAACCAAUACUAAGAAGCAAACAUAUAUGCUAUAGCUAUUGCAGUAGAUGUUGAACUGAACCAUAACAUUUGAACUAGUAUUUCAUUUUUAACUAGAGUCAAAUGCACAUUGCUAAGACAUGAUACGAUAAAGCACUGCUAAACACACUCAUAAAGUGUGUUUUUAAUGACACUUCUUGAUGCUAAACAUUUGAAGGUAUUACAACUCAUGAAUUACUUCGUCUACUUGUAGAAUCUCUAUCAAAUUCUUCGAGAGAAUAGUUAUUUUGGGGUUAAGAGAAUUGAUGCAACACAUGAUUGCUCAAUAAUAUAAUUUUUUUGUCAUUUUAGAUGUUUUCAUGUUUCAUGUUAUUUUUUUAAGUUAUGGUAAAGUCCUUAUUUUUUCAUGAAAUGAGAAGUUAUAAAAGGGUUUUAGUUAUUUGCAUUUUUCUCUCUAGUAGGCUCAUAUAUGAUGUUUUAAGUUGUUAAAUUUUCUAGUGUAAAUUAUACCAAGGCUACUUAUAUAAAUAGAGUCUAAAUUCCUCCUUGAAAGUUGAUCACUGUUUUGAAACUGAAUCUUUUCUUAUUAUAUCACCAACCCUAGCCUUCUCUCCCUAUUUCUUAUUUCUUUGUGAGUAGUUGUGAUGUUAAUCAAGGAUCUCCUUACUGUGUCUAAAGAUAAAAAAGAACUUCAAUGUGCUAAGUUUUGAUUCUCUUUAUCAAGUCUAAUCUCAUUUUUAAUCAUAUGUUUUUCCCUCGUCGUCCUUUUAUCCACUUAAUCAUUAGCAGCUAUUGUUUUCACAAUGAGAUGAUCAGUGAACCUGUUUUUACUAACUAGAGUAUUACUAUAAACUUGACAGCGGUUGUGCUGAAUGCUUGUUGUAAUGGGUAGCUCUUUGCAUUUCGUCUGUUGCAAUUAGACUAGGUAUGCUAAUUUGCUUAUUCAUAUGCUGUUUCAGUUACCAAUGGAGAUUAAUUGAGGUGAAGUUGGUUCUCUAAUAUUGUUUGUUAUCAAGUGUUUCUUUUGGGAAAAAUCAAAAUUGUGUUGCAUGAAUAUACCCAUAUUUCUUUGGGUAUGAACAAGAAGUAAUAACUAGAGCUUUCAUAGGAGAUGAAAGCAAUAGCUAUUCUUCUCUUUUUCUUCUUACCAAGAUAAGUAAUUAACUUAGUUAUUAAGUAUAAAAAAGGGUUAUGCUCUUAUCAAUAUAGGAUUUGUGGAGAGGUUGAUAUACUUGGCCUUAGUCUUUCAUUGUUGAGUGCCUAUUUCUUUGAAAUCAAACUCGUGAUGUUCAAGUCACAAUGGAAAUUGUUUUUGUGGACAUGAUAGUUCUCAAUUGCUGAAAAUCCCAUUUUGUUACUUGCACAAAAGUAUCAUACAAUUAUAGAUAGAUAUGGUAGUAGGAAUAUAAGGUAUUUAGUGGUUAUUUUUUUUAUGCUGUUAUGUUAAUUAUAUUCUCUUACCCAUCUUAGAUGAUAUGAGUUUCCAUCCAUGUUAUGCAACCUUCUAGUGUAGUGAUGUUAUUUCAUUUUCUUUAUCAAAUGGUAGAUUGGACAAGUAAUUUAUGGUAAUAGAACCCCAAAGGGCAACAUGUGCUAUAUUAUAAAGGCACAUCAUUAUUGUGCUAUCAAUAAUAAUUGCAUAAGCUUAUAUGUCUGUGUGGCUUGUUGGUUAUUUGAUGAUAAUAAUCUAUAUGUGAUAUCAUCUUAUGAUUAUAAAAGUAUUGUCUUUCAAGUCAUUCAAUUUGUGACAAUCAUGAUGAUGAGGAUGGUGUUCACUUGUUUGAUACUUGUACGAGAGCUUAAGUUGUACACUUUAUGGAGACUCAAGUGCAAGGGUUGAUCUAAGGUUGUAUUAGAGUUCAUUUUUUCAUAGCUUUACCUUACAUAUAUUUGCUACAAUUCUAUUUUAAUGCAUUCUUCUUGUUGCUUUUUAUAAAUUAUUUUGGUGAGAAACAACAUUUUCUCUACCAAUUAUGUUUGAAUGUGGUAGCUGUAAGAAUAAUUAUUCGACUUAUUCAAAAAGUAAAAAGUCUAUAAUACCCGAAAGAAUUUUUUUAAAAAAACUCUUUUUCUUGACAAUUUUAUAGCUACUUUUAUAGGUAGUUGCAGUCGCCCCAAUUGGACGUAGAGGUGCCAAUUGAUGGCACGACAUGAAUACCCGACUCGAACCCGAUCUGAAAAAUUUGGGUUUGGGUUGAACCGUUUAACAAAUGGGUCGGGUUCAUAUUCUAAUUCUUGACUCAUUUAAAAAACUGAGUCAUGUCCUGGUCAACCCGUUAAUCCGAAAACGACCCAAAUUUGAUCCGCUCUGGGUUCGCCCUGUCCCCGGGUCCUCAUCCUGCAACCUGUAGUCCUGUACUGCACCACGCUUUCGCAGCCUCGCAGGCUUGCACCCACGCUCACGACGCACUAGCAAGUCACACCCGUGCUCACGCCGUCGCGUUGCGAGCUGGCCUUCGCCACUUGCCACCGUUGAUUGUAGUUGAACAUAAGGUGUAAAGGCUAUUAUACUGAGUGUAAGAGGGCUUCUCUAUCAUAAGGAGAGAGAUAGUGGAAUACUAAGUAAGGGGAUCCUUGGGUAUGAAUGCAGGCUAAUUGGGCAUCAAAUCACGUAAAAAAAUCUAUUGUUUAAUGUAGAUUUUUUAAAUCUUGAUCAUUUAUGUAAUAAACAAGCAUGCUUAUUAUUCUUGGGGUGAUUCACAUGCCAAUGUUCUUAUGUCAUUGUGAUUUAGUAGAUUUAUUAAUUGUGCUAUGAAAUUUAUACUCAUACAUAUAACAAGGUUCUCUUUGUAAUCACCAUAAUCAAUGUGUGAACAUUUGUUGUUUGGCUUUGAUGUUUGAUCUUUUAAUAAUUAGAGCGUAUGUCUUCAAGUGAAUUGUUAUUUUUAAGCUUAACAACUUCACUCACUCACUUUGUAUUAUACACUUAUAUCUUAGAUUUUAAUUGUUUGAUUUUGUUGUUUGCGCAAGCUUUUGCUAAUCUUGAUUGAGUGUUACACUCAUACUUGCGCUUGUUGUUCAUUUAUUCUUUAAGUGGCAUAGUCUAUCUAUCUACUUCCUUAUACCUGUUGGAUUGAUUUAAUUCGACGCAACAAUGACACUAUUUAAGAUUUUUCUUUGUUUAAUAUGCUUGUUCCUGGAAAACAUUAACUUAGUUAUCACCAGUAUGUUAUACUUGAGCAUUAUACAUGUCCUCGUAUAUUAAUUAAUUUUGUGAUUAUGGUUCUAAUUCAUAGAGUUUGAGACUUUUCUCAGGCUUAUUUUAUACUCGUGGAAAAGCUGUAGAGCAGUCCUCCAAAAACUUUUCAGUAUUGAGUAGAGAGCUAGAUCCUUCGAAAUGCUGCUUUAUGCCAAGUUAUUUUGGAGCUAUUAAGAGACAAAGAACUUUGGAAAUGGUUAAUAUCGGUGCUUUUCAUCAUAGGCUAUUCAGCUCAGCCGCUACAAAUGCAAAGAGGAAUCCAGCCUUUUCAACUAUAAAUCCUGAUGAUGUUCUUCAUUUCAAAGAGAUAUUAGGUCACAAAAACGUUAUUCAGGAUGAGGAUAGAUUGCUUGCUGCAAAUGUUGAUUGGAUGCGCAAGUACAAAGGUUCAAGUCAGCUUUUGCUCUUACCUAGAAACACUGAAGAGGUGUCCAAAAUUCUUAAAUAUUGCAACUCCAGAUGUUUAGCUGUUGUUCCACAGGGUGGUAAUACUGGACUAGUAGGUGGAAGUGUGCCUGUCUAUGAUGAGGUAAUCAUCAAUCUUUCGACAAUGGACAAGAUUAUUUCUCUUGAUAAGGUUAAUGGUAUUCUCAUAUGUGAAGCUGGUUGCAUCCUGGAAAAUUUAAAUUCAUUUUUAGCAAAUGAAGGUUAUAUCAUGCCACUUGAUCUAGGGGCAAAAGGAAGCUGUCAGAUUGGUGGAAAUAUUUCCACGAAUGCUGGUGGUCUGCACUUCAUACGAUAUGGAUCACUUCAUGGAAAUAUACUUGGUCUUGAAGUCAUUUUAGCUGAUGGAACCAUUCUAGACAUGCUUACAACCUUACGCAAAGACAAUACUGGAUACGAUUUAAAACACCUUUUUAUUGGAAGUGAAGGCACCUUGGGCAUUAUCACGAAGAUUGUCGUUCUCACCCCCUGCAAGCUAUCGUCAACAAAUAGCGCCUUUCUUGCUUGUAGUGAUUAUUUAAGCUGUCAGAAACUACUUGCGGAAGCGAAACAGGACCUAGGUGAGGCCAUUUCUGCAUUUGAAUUCAUGGAUUGCAAUUCUGUUGAAAUGGCACUGACUCACAUAGAGGGAGCUCGCAAUCCCUUACCUGCCUCGCUAUACAAAUUUUAUGUUCUUAUUGAGACAACUGGGGCUGAUGAAUCUUACAAUCGGACAAAACUUGAAGCCUUCCUGUUACGUUCAAUGGAGGUGGGUCUAAUCUCUGAUGGAGUUAUUGCACAAGACUUGAAUCAAGCAUCAUCGUUUUGGCAAAUUCGUGAGGGUCUUUCAGAAGCAACAGCAAAGGCGGGUGCUGUCUACAAAUAUGACUUGUCCUUGCCUGUUGAUAAGCUCUAUAGCAUUGUCGAAGAAAUGCGAGCACGCCUAGGAAACAUAGCGAAGGUAAUCGGUUAUGGUCACCUCGGAGAUGGUAACUUGCACCUUAAUAUCUCGACAACUCAUUAUGAUGAGAAGAUUCUAGCUCAGAUUGAACCCUUUGUCUAUGAGUGGACAGCGCAUCACAGAGGAAGCAUUAGUGCAGAGCAUGGCUUAGGCUUGAUGAAAGCCGAAAAGAUUCACUACAGUAAAUCUGAAGAAGCUGUACUGUGAAGGUAAUGGCUUCAAUCAAGAAACUAUUGGACCCCAAAGGCAUUUUGAACCCCUACAAAGUUCUGCCACAGAGCAUGUUGCAAAGCUGAGGUAAGUGGCCUCUCAUGUUGCCUGUUUUCCGAAUCUUAAAGUUUUUGAAGUUUCCAAUUUAAUUUUUCAUGUGAUUUGCAAAAACCUAUGGUACCAUGUUGAUUGCUUCUUCAUUAGUGGGUUUGCAAACAAUCCAAGUCUGUUAUUCAGUUCAGCUUAUUAAGUAAGCGAGCCAAAGUUUUCUGUGUUUGGCUCGUCUGUUUGUACAGUUGAUCAGCGUUGUUCUCGAACAAGAAAUUAUGUUUAGAACACUUUCAAACACAAACAACGGUCCUUUUGAGUUAAAUCUUUGUAUUUCAUACUCUCAUACUCUCUACAACUUGAGAAGUACUGGAAUGUGAAACUCGUAUUUGUUAUGAUGUCAGCUAAAUCUUUGUAUUUCAUCUUUUCUAAGGUUUUUGUAGAUCUCUCAAUUCA